UCUUACUGAACGUACUGGAAAAACCAUUACGGUGACUGUACUCUGCAAAACUUCAUUGUUGUAACUAAAUAACAAGUGGAUUUCGUUCUUUGUCAUUUGGAAUAGAGCCUUUAGUAGUGUUCGGGUGAAAAGGCAGUUUUUGUGGUGUUUGAACGUUUUAAAAUGUUCAUAACAGAGUGAUUACGAUUGAGUUUAUUGCGUUUACUGUUUUGCUUAAUCGUUUAUUUGCUAUAUUAUUAUGCGUUCACUCACUGCCGCGAACGGGGUAGCACCCUUGCCCGAUUUGGAAGUUCCGUCUGAAAUAAGGCGCAACAGCGGGGCCGACGUAGAAAUGGCCGGUGCCCAAGAUACGAUCUACUUGUGCAAUUUCCGCGUCUCCGUCGACGGAGAGUGGCUUUGCCUGAAGGAGUUACACGACAUUGAGAUGCAGGAUUCCUUCACUCGUCCAAACGAAAAUGCUCGUGAUCCAGUGGUGAUAGAACGUAGCAACCUCGUGAACAUCUCCAAAUUGAUAGUGAAAGAAUUGAUCGAGCAAUCGCUUCGCUAUGGCCGUAUGCUCGACAGCGACCAUCUUCCCUUGCAUCACUUUUUCAUCGUCCUCGAACAUGUUAUGCGUCAUGGACUUAAACCGAAAAAGGGGCUUCUUGGACCAAAGAAAGAGCUGUGGGAUAUACUUCAAAUGGUGGAGAAGUAUUCUCCGGAGGCGGCCGAUAUUACAGCCAGUGUAAGAGACCUGCCAACUGUUAAGACUGCAAUGGGUCGCGCCCGUGCUUGGUUACGUCUGGCUUUAAUGCAGAAGCGUCUUGCUGAUUAUCUAAGGAUUUUACUGGAACGUCGUGAAGAGACUUUAGAGGAAUACUUUGAACCUCAUGCAUUGAUGUUGAAUGAGGAGGCAGUUAUCAUCACUGGCUUGCUUGUUGGACUUAACGUUGUCGACUGUAAUCUCUGUGUUAAGGAAGAAGAUUUAGACAGUCAGCAAGGUGUGAUCGAUUUCUCGCUGUACUUGCGCGGCAGCAACUCCUCCAACGACAUAGCCGGCAAUGGAAACAACGCUAACACAGAGCCGAAGCAACGCCAUAUUAACACAAUGUUGGACCAGAAAAACUACAUUGAAGAACUUAAUAGACAUCUCAAUGCCACUGUGGCUAAUUUACAAGCCAAAGUAGAAUCUCUUACAACCACCAAUGCUCUCAUGAAGGAAGAUCUUGCUAUUGCUAAAAAUACAAUGAUUACACUUGUAGAGGAAAAUAAUCAGCUGAAACAUGCUUUGGGUCAGGAUAUAACCAAAGACAGUAGGAUGAAAAUAACAGAAGUGCUUUCUGAAGAGGAGGAGAAACAUAGCGUGAAGAGCUCCUCGUCGGAUAAAUCUAAGAAUGAAAAGGAUUCCGAAAUGGGAAAGAUGUUGGAAGAGGAAAGAAAGAAGAAUAUGGAACUGCAAAAGGAAUUGGAUUUGCAGAUAUCGUUAAAAGCGGAGAUGGAAGUUGCAAUGAAAUUGCUAGAGAAAGACAUCCAUGACAAACAAGACACCAUUAUAUCUUUACGAAGGCAACUCGAUGAUAUAAAGUUGAUCAAUUUGGAGAUGUACAAGAAGUUGCAGGAAUGUGAAAGUUCCUUGAAACAUAAAACAGAGCUAAUUGCCAAAUUGGAAGCAAAGACUGAGUCAAUGGGCAGCACGAUACAUCAGCUCGAUGAGAAGUUACAAGAGGAUAAGUUAACAAAGAAGAAUCUAGAAGAGAGCGCGAGGUCAUUAGGACAGAAGGCGGCCGCAGCUGAGACUAGAGCGGUCGCCGCAGAAGGAGACUUGAAGAUUGAGAAGGAAUGGAGAAUAUCUCUACAGGAUUCUAUGAUGCGUGAUAGAGACAAAAUAUCAAUAUUAACACAAGAAGUGGAAUCGCUAAAAUCUAUAGGAAAAAAAUAUAUCGCAUUACAAGAAGAACAGCAUACACUUAAAGCACAAUAUAUCGAAGCUCAGAAGACUUUGGAAGAGGUAGGCGCUACUUUAAGUGAGAAUAAGCUCCAAUUAGCUGAGCUUUUGGAAAAAGAAGCUCACUCUACUACUGAAGACACACCGAACUGGACAAGUGAUAAAGACGCGGUGGCAUGCGCAGCUUGUACUAAAGAAUUUAAUAUUGCAAGGAGAAAGCAUCAUUGUAGACGGUGUGGCCAUAUAUUCUGCGCGGCGUGUAGCGACAAAACUGUCGCGUUACCUGGCAACACUAAACCUGUCAGAGUUUGUGACACAUGUUUCAAUGAAGUCAGACUUACGUAGUCUUGAAAUAAUUCCAUUUUGGAACACAAUUAAGUCCUAGAGGCUCUUGUAUUUGUAUGCUGAAGAAAUGCAAAUUGUAGAUUGCCGUCAACGGUGCGUGUUAAAGGAAUUUGUAACUAAAUGUUUAAGCUUUAAAGCUGCUAAUCGCUUAGCAGAAUUGUUAUUUAGCCCCUAAUUUACUAUAACCACUAAAUUAUGGUUCGCUAGUCGUAUCGUAUAUUUCAUAUAUCAAUCAUAUUUUAUUUAGUGUGAUUAAAUUGAAAUUUAAUUUACAGCGACUUAACUGCCACUGUUAUUAAAAAUGCAUUUUAUCUAAAGAAAUUUUAUUAAUUCAAUAUUGACAUUAGUAAGGGAUCAAUUAUCAUUUUUGUUUUAAUUUUUAUAAUGUAAAUUAUUGAUUUGUUAAAAAAAUUAAAAUAUUUUGUAUCUCUUUGUAUAUCUUGCUUCCUUUUUACUUCUCUUCGCUUCUACUUCUUUGUUCUUUACACUUACAAAAAAGAACGUCCUAUUAAGUACUAGUUUACUUAUUCAAUUCUUGCCUUUUGUUAACCGUUAUAUUUUCAAUAGUUUGUACAAAAUUAUUGUUAAAAUGUGGAACUUUAGUAGAAAACCAUAGUUAAAAAAAUACACAUGAGUAUUCAAAUGUAGUAAUAGUAUAUAGUUUACAAAAAUCAGAGUGAUGUCGAUGUGUUCAAAUGUUGUUAAAAUUUAGGGCCUGUUUCUCCACUAGCUGAUAGAGGCUCAGAUAGCUUAAAAAUGAAGUCACUGUCAGAUUUUUCCAUCGCAUGUUUUUCACGUUGGAUUGUUAUCAGACAAUUUACAAUUUGGUGGGACAGGCCCAAGUCUGGUAAAUAUUUGUUAUUGUCUCCGAUAGUAGAGGAUAGCAAUCACUUACCCAUAUUAUAUCUUUGGUACGUUUUUUAUAAAAAAAAAAUGGGUUACUUCAUAGUUGCCAGUGAUAUCUUACGAAAGAGACAACCGUAUAAUGUUUCAGUAGGUAAGACAGAGAAAGAUGUCUUUUGCCUACAAAAAUGCGCUUUGAUUUAAUUCUAUAUUCAGAGACUAGAAAUAAUGCUUAUUGGAAUUAUGUUUCAGAUAUUAAAUAAAUAUUUCAUUGUAAUUUGUAAAUCAAUUUAAACAUUUAUAAAUAACUUUAUUUCUAUGUUGUAUAUUUUAUUGACAUAUUUAAUGUUUUACUAAAUGAAUAUAAGACUAAUUGAUAAACGAAUUUAUAAUUUUUGGAUUAUUAUUGUUUAUCUUGACAUGGUUACAACGAAAAAGCGUGUUUUUAUUGUUAUAUAGUGUUCAUUUAUAAUCAAUUUAAUAUGUGUAAAUAAAUGUAUAGUGAUGAAUUAUGGAAAUUAUAUACGAUUAACAUGGA
Messenger RNA from Papilio polytes (common Mormon), 3650 nucleotides. RefSeq names its product protein RUFY3. The transcript has 14 exons. Gene Ontology annotation, cellular component: cytoplasm. The record is from RefSeq and is a predicted model, not a curated record. Lineage: Eukaryota; Metazoa; Arthropoda; Insecta; Lepidoptera; Papilionidae. Bases 239 to 2269 code for a protein of 676 amino acids. Gene Ontology annotation, molecular function: metal ion binding.